Messenger RNA from Sitodiplosis mosellana (orange wheat blossom midge), 930 nucleotides. RefSeq lists its product as uncharacterized. Lineage: Eukaryota; Metazoa; Arthropoda; Insecta; Diptera; Cecidomyiidae. The record is from RefSeq and is a predicted model, not a curated record. Bases 112 to 813 code for a protein of 233 amino acids. The transcript is spliced from 6 exons.
CAAGUUAAGGCACCAACAAUAUCGAUUGGCCAAAUCAAAUAAAUACUCUCGCCAAAUGUUCGAAAAGUAAACAGUUUCGAUUUUGAAAUCUAAACAAAACAAACGAUCAACAUGAAGUUCUUCUCAGCUAUUUUGGUGGCCGUUGUUUGCGCAACGGUUGUAUCCGCCGCACCAUCAACGAAAAAUGAUCUCGCUAGCAUCAUAGACGAUCUCAAGGAUAAUGCACAUCUGAACUGCAUUCAUAAUGUGGUUGGCAAAGUGGUCGGUGAUAGCGAACUCAAGGGCAAAUGGACCGAAACCAAAAUCAAAAUCGACGCUCUGAGAGCUGAAUGGGCAAAAUGCUUGAAAAUGGACGAUCCACAACAACACAAAUGCAUGGUUGCCGUUAUCAAGAAGGGUGCCGAUGUCGCCAGUGAUUUUGUCAAGACAUUGGCUAAUGAAAAAUACUUGCCAUUGCUGAAGCAAAUUGCUGAAAAGGUCUUGGCUGAAUGUUUCAAUGGAGCUAUUGGAGAAGAAGUCAAAGAAAAGUUGCGCCAAAAGGUAAAAUGCGUCAUCUAUGGCAUCACCGAAGCUGUUAAGGGCACCACAUUCGCUCCAGUUUGGGAAGAAUAUUUCAAACAUUUAGUCGAUUUAAACGAACGUAUCAAGGCUUGCGCUCGAAAACCAAGUCAAGUUGACGUAGCUAGAUGCAUUGUCGGUGAAUUGAAAAAAGACGAGUCAAUUCACCGAAAAUUCUUUGAAGAAUUGAAAAAAGUUAGCAAGGAAGAGUUCGUCCGUGUUGCAAAAUACAUCAAGGGAAAAUGCUUCCAAUAAUUGUGAUAAUUCAAAUCAAAUUUACGAUGGAAGUCACGGGAAUUGCAUCACAUAAUUCCAUAAAUGGAUACACAUUUGCUAUCUGAAGAAAUAAAAUAAAUCAACAUUGCAAUGAAA